GGAUAAAAGCCAAAGAAAGAGAGGACAAAAAGGACAUAGAGCAAAGGAUACUGCUCUUUUGUUGGAUUGUUGUGUUCCCUUUGGAUUUCUCAUUGAGCUAAGAGAAAAGGAAGAGACAGAGCUGCAACCACGGCAGGGAUGAAGUACAACUACCAUGUACCGGUGUCAACGUACACUCGCAGUUCGCAGUACACGCCAACGUACCACACACCGACCCACUAUACCCCUUCACAUUACACACCGACUCUGUACACAUCUACAUACAGCUCAGUGUCAAAGUACACCCCAACACAGUACAGCUCGACAUAUUACACCCCGUCACAUUACACAUCCACCUCCAAAGCUGCAUCAGCGUACAUCCCUUCAUACAGCAAAGGCUCUCGGUACAGUUCGACACAGCGCACACAAGCAAAGGAAAAGCCUGCACCUGUGAUACCUGUCACACCUGCAAAAAGAACUGUGCACUUCCCCAAUGACAUCAUCUUCCAGGAUAUUGUUAGACGAGGAGAUAUGGAGCAGAUUGGUCGAUUCAUGAGAGCGAGGAAGGUUCGGGUGGAUACGCUCUUCCACUCAGGUAUGGCAGCUCUACAUGAAGCUGUGCUGACAGGAAACCUGGAGGUGGUAAAGCUGCUGGUGAAAUACGGAGCUGAUGUCCACCAGAGAGACGAGGACGGCUGGACGCCACUUCACAUGGCCUGCAGCGAUGGUUACCCGGAAAUCGCCAGGUACCUGCUGGCAAUGGGAGCCAGCACCGAGGCAGAAAAUGAAAGCGGAGAGAAGCCUGCAGACCUUAUUGACCCAGACUGCACAGAGCUGGCUAAACUAUUUGAGACUGGCUGUGUGUGACUGGCUGCUAAAUAGACCCAAUAUACAGAAAUAAGAUCAGCAGGCGCUUAGAAAUCAAUAUAGUACAAUAUUCACCAAAUCGAGCAUAAGAACAUUUCCGCUGCUGCUCACCGAUCCUGUAAAACAAAAUUCUUCAAGCUUGUUUAGUUUCAAAAGUGUAGCACAAGCUGCUAUGAAAUUAUUAUUUUGAAUUUAUAGCUGUAAAGAAAUACUUCAUUAUGAUUUUUCUGGUGAUUAUUUUAUUUUAUUUUAUUCUGUUGGGCUUUAUUUUCUGCAUUUGUAUAUUUGUCAUACUGCCAAUGUCAGUGCUUGUAAAUGUUAAUCUACACUGCAGUCUCAUGUAACACAAGACAUGUCCCUGUAUCAAAAUGUCAUCUUGUGUAGUUCCGGCCUGAAUAUUUAUUCAUUUCAGGAGAAUAUUAGAUUUCUAUCCUCGUGAGCAUUUCAGUUUAAAUAUUUUAUCAGCUGUGUUAGUGUGAAGCAGUCACAUGCUUGCACUCUUCAGGACUGUAUGUUCCAAAACUAUCAUCAUACACUGAAUUUGCAGAACAAAAUUUGGACUGAGAUGAAUGUGUCUUAUAGAAGGACUUAUGUAUCCUUACUGCUGGACAGAAAGAGGAUCUCCCAAAUACCUUAUUGAUGGUUAGAAACAAAAAAGAAAACAGCAGUUUAUGUUGCACAAGCUUCUUCUACUGCUGCAUUAUUUUCCCUAAUGUAUUACCUUUUGUUUUCUGCAGUAAAAAUACAAAUGUUAGCAAUUGAAGUCUUAUAAUUUUCUGUUCAAUAAUUAUUUUUGUACAUUUUCAUAAAUAAAGAAAUCUUUUAUAACUAUGA
Molecule: messenger RNA, 1680 nt
Organism: Amphiprion ocellaris (clown anemonefish)
Lineage: Eukaryota; Metazoa; Chordata; Actinopteri; Pomacentridae
Gene: ppp1r27a
Product: protein phosphatase 1, regulatory subunit 27a
Exons: 3
Coding region: 139-846 (235 amino acids)
Molecular function (GO): phosphatase binding
Source: RefSeq, a predicted model, not a curated record